Molecule: messenger RNA, 431 nt
Organism: Rhododendron vialii
Lineage: Eukaryota; Viridiplantae; Streptophyta; Magnoliopsida; Ericales; Ericaceae
Exons: 3
Coding region: 3-386 (127 amino acids)
Source: RefSeq, a predicted model, not a curated record
ACAUGAACAAGACGUGGCUUGCCAUGCAGAUCCGAUCCUCUCUAUUAUCUCUCAUGUCUGGUGGUAGACGUAUUGAGGAUGAUCAUUUUGCAGUGAUCGACAUUUUGAGGAUGAACAUUCUGCACCCGGAUGGGGCUACUAGACUACUCAAGCAUGUGGAUAAAAGUGAUGUGCUGAUAGAGAUGAUUAACAAUGUUACUUCAAGUCCUCCCCUUCCAGCAAAUCUUUUGACCAGUAUUCGUGCUGUUACUAACGUCUUCAAGAAUUCAUGCUACUAUCCAUGGUUGCAAAAGCAUCGCAGUGAGAUUCUUGAUGCAUUUUCAAGUUGUUGUUCAUCUCCAAAUAAGAAUGUGCAAGUGUCUUAUGCUAAUUUGAUCCUCAAGUAAGUUGAACUAAGUCUUGCUGCAAGGUUUACUUUGCUGUUAACCGGG